AUGCGACGGGAUCUUCAAUACGAGCGUGGACAGGGUGGCCUCCCAUCAACCUACAGAUUGAGAGUGCUCACUAGUAUGGCCCGCGAACUAGUCAAUGGACCUAUGCUCUGCAAUAGCUCGGGCUAUUGCAUUGGCUUGCGGCUUUUGACUGAGUCUCUCAGGGACUACUUUGCCCAAUUCGGCGAGGUUGUCGAGUGCACCGUGAUGCGCGAUAGCACCACCGGCCGGUCGCGAGGCUUUGGCUUCCUGACGUUCAAGGAUGCCAAGACUGUCAAUAUCGUCAUGGUCAAGGAGCAUUUCCUCGACGGCAAGAUUAUGAUCCGAAGCGCGCAUCCCCGCGACGACAGAGAAGACGAGCAGAUCUUCGUCGGCGGCGUCAGCAAGAGACGACUGAUCAGAUUCAGAUUACUGCUCAGUUUGGCCGCGUUGUCUGAUGCCACCCUCAUGAUGGACAAGGACACGGGCCGGCCAAGGGGCUUCGGCUUUGUCACGUUUGAGAGCGAGGAGGGCGUCGACGCCUGCCUCAAGACGCACCUGGAGAUCCACGGAAAGCCGAUCGAGGUCAAGAAGGCCCAGCCACGCGGCAACCUCCGCGAGGAGGAGGAAGCUGCUCGUCGCGGAGGUGGAAAGUUCCGCAAGGGCGGAGACGACGGCGGCACCAACGGCCAGGGCGGGAUGAACAACCAGAUGGGCGGCGCCGGCGGCAUGACGCCCCAGGGCAUGGCACAGCACUUUCAGCGCAUGCAGCAGUACUUCGCCAUGAUGCAGCAGCAGAUGGCCAUGCAGCGCGGCAUGCCGAUGAACCCGGCCAUGAUGCAGCAGAUGAUGCAGAUGCAACAGAUGCAACAGAUGCAGAACCAGAUGAUGGGCGGGCGUGGCGGCGGCGGUCCCAAUGGGCAGAACCCUCAAGCCAUGAUGAAUAACAUGAACCCGGCCAUGAUGCAGCAGAUGCAGCAGAUGCAACAGCAGCAGCAGCAGAUGAUGGGUGGCGGUGGCGGCGGCGGCAGCGAUGGCGGCCAGGGCAGCCCGGCGCCGGAACAGCAAGCUCAAGGCGGCGGCGAUGGGUUCAAUAACAACAAUAACAACAACAACUUCAACAACCCGCAGCAGCAAAUGUUCAACCAGCAGCAGCAGCAGGGGCCGAGGGGCGGAGGCCAGAAGGCAUACGGAGGCUUCGGCAUGGGCGGCGGACCGGGAGGGCCGACGUCGUGGGAGGGCAUGUAUGACGACGUUCCGCAACCCAAUAUUCCGCAGGGACCGUCAGGCGGCCGCGGUGGAGGCUUCCACCGGGGCGGACGCGGCGGGUUCCAGCAUCAGCAGCAGCCUGUCGAUCCCAACCACGCGCCGCCGGCGAAUGCGCCGACUGGUCCUAAGAACGCAGGCAGGCCGGGCGCCAACUACCGCGGCGGUGGACGAGGCAACAACCGCGGCUUCCAUCCGUACUCGCGUGGCUAG
Verticillium dahliae VdLs.17 is the source of this 1455-nucleotide messenger RNA. RefSeq names its product nuclear polyadenylated RNA-binding protein. The transcript has 3 exons. The coding region runs from base 1 to 1455 and encodes 484 amino acids. Lineage: Eukaryota; Fungi; Ascomycota; Sordariomycetes; Glomerellales; Plectosphaerellaceae. The record is from RefSeq and is a predicted model, not a curated record. Gene Ontology annotation, molecular function: RNA binding.